GGUGAUUGUUUAUUUUGCUAGGCCUUUUGUAAGACCUCAGUUUAGAAUCAUUUGUUUUACAGUAUACAUCUUCUUUACAGAAUUCAAAGUAUUUCUACAAAAGAAACAAGGGAAGGCAUCAGUUAUUUAACAGGAUGUGAUCUCCAGCAGGCCUCUGACAUCGUUGAAAUUCCAGCUCCAAAAACAAUUCCAAAGUAUGAUCAUCUCCCUUCAAGUCAGCUGUUAAAUGCUGAAGAGAUCUAUUUUGAUUUGGAAACUACUGGACUCGCAAGGGAUUCUCAUAUUGUGCAGUUGUCUGCAGUUAGAAAUGAUGAGGUUUUCAACAAAUACAUCAUUCCAGAAAAACCAAUGUCCUCAAAAGCUACAGAAAUUACUGGAAUAAAAGUAGUCAACAAUAAAAUGUACCACAAUGAUGAGGAAGUUGAGACAGUCAGCAUUAAGGAUGCACUGAUCCAGUUUAUCGACUUCAUGAAGAAAUCGGAGUCAGAUGCUGUUCUAGUUGGACACAACUCCAAAGUGUUUGACCUUCCUGUGCUGUUCAACAUUUUGAGUAAAUUAAACAUUUUGGAGGCAUUCUCAUCUGCAGUCAUUGGUUUCAUUGAUACCUUACCUCUUUUCAAAAUUUCGCAUCCAAACCUUUCAUCAUACUCACAGUUACACCUCUUUGAAGAAAUUCUACAAGACAAAUACAGUGCGCAUGACUCAUUACAGGAUGUCUUAGCCUUGAAGAGAUUGUUGGACCAUACAGGACCUUCCCCUGAAGUCAAACUUGCUGCAUCUUUCACUUCAAACUCUGCCUUUGCCAUAUUCCAUCACAAGAACACAACAAAAAGUCUAAUGAGCACACUAAAGCCUUUAUUGGACCAAAAGGUGAUUUCGAAUGGAAUGGGAAAUAAGAUUGCCAGCAGUGGACUCUCCUUAUCACACUUACAACUGGCUUAUCGCAGAAAUGGUAGGGAGGGAGUACAGGAUGUGCUGACAGAGAUAACAGAUAACAGUGUGCGUGUGACAAAAUCUAGAAAAAUCAUUGAUUCUGUUGCAGAUUUUCUCAGAUCUGAGCAGUAACGCAGUUGUAUGAUGUUCUUUGUAUGUAACUAUGUUAUUGUUUGUUUGGUUGUUUGUUUGUUUGUUUGUUUGAUUUCUGUGAGCCAGUGCUCACUAGUAAUACCCUCACUCUGAUGUGAAUAUGGACAGACAGGAAUAAACAAAGUUAAUUGACAAUGGAUUCGUACAAAAAUGAAUCCAACCAUAUUUCAUGUCUAAAAAAUUUCAAGCAUCUGUGAUGAGUAGUUGUGGAGAAAACUGUGACAAAAAUUUAUUAUUUGUGGUACAGACAGAUGCACAGAUAAACAGGAAGUUGAAAUCAGAUUCGUCUAAAACCAAUUCCAACUGUGAUGAGUAGUUGUGGAGAAAACUGUGACAAAAAUUUGUUAUUUGUGGUACAGACAGAUGCACAGAUAAACAGGAAGUUGACAUCAGAUUCGUCUAAAACCAAUUCCAACUGUGAUGAGUAGUUGUGGAGAAAACUGACAAAAAUUUAUUAUUUGUGGUACAGACAGAUGCACAGAUAAACAGGAAGUUGACAUCAGAUUCGUCUAAAACCAAUUCCAACUGUGAUGAGUAGUUGUGGAGAAAACUGUGACAAAAAUUUACUAUUUGUGGUACAGACAGAUGCACAGACAAUCAGGAAUUUGACAUCAGAUUCGUCUAAAACCAAUUCCAAAUGUGAUGAGUAGUUGUGGAGAAAACUGUGACAAAAAUUUACUAUUUGUGGUACAGACAGAUGCACAGAUAAUCAGGAAGUUGACAUCAGAUUCGUCUAAAACCAAUUCCAACAUACGGCAUGGCUAAAGAAAGAGUGUGCUAAAACUUAAAGCAUCUGUGAUGAGCAAUUGAGCAUGAUGAGUGAUUGCUGAGAAAAAUUGGACAAAAAUUUGUUACUGACAGAAAGACACACAAGUGUAGAAAGAAAAACAUUAUAAACCCUGUGCUUCAGAGCAGGGGUAUAAUUAUGCCAUGUACUAUUGUUUUUUUCAAUGUUUAUUGUUAUAGGUAGUUUGUAGUUGAACAAAACAUUUUCUUUCCAUUCAAAAUAAAUCCUUAUUUAG
Messenger RNA from Saccostrea cuccullata (small rock oyster), 2108 nucleotides. RefSeq lists its product as uncharacterized. The record is from RefSeq and is a predicted model, not a curated record. Gene Ontology annotation, molecular function: 3'-5'-DNA exonuclease activity; nucleic acid binding. The transcript has 2 exons. Lineage: Eukaryota; Metazoa; Mollusca; Bivalvia; Ostreida; Ostreidae. Gene Ontology annotation, biological process: DNA catabolic process. Bases 349 to 1065 code for a protein of 238 amino acids. Gene Ontology annotation, cellular component: cytoplasm.